ACUGAUUGAUAGGGGUAGUUGCACUGAGCACCUACAAACGAAGCUCUUUAUUUUUAUUUUGAAUUCAGGAUAUAGUGAAAAUAAAUGUUGUCUUAUGCAUUCUUUGGAUAAAGGCUCAUUGCAAGCAACUUGGUUUUGGGUUUAGUUGAAUUCACGUUUCAUUUAUAAUUUAUACUUAAAUUAUAAGUGUAAUUUGGCAAAACUCUUAAAUCAGAUGUCUACACUCGGCUCAGAGCUUCGCCAGAGAGCUGCUCAGCAGACUACGCCGCCGUCAUCAGGAGAUGACGAUGCCGACAAAACACAGGUUGGGUUAUUAUUAAUUAAGUUUUGGGUUCAUCAUUAUUUUUAUUACAAAAUAAUAAAAGACAUUAACAUUUGUUUAAUAAUUCUUUACUAUUAAUAUACUGGAUAUUUCAUUCCCUAGUGCCUAGUUUCUUAAUCAGGCUUAUUAUUUGUAAAUCACAGUCAGUGAAGUUAAUAGUUAUAGCACAAAAAUAUAUAUUAUACUAAUUAUAGUAUUUAUAGUUAGUAGCCUAUAGUUAUGCAUCUAAUAUAGUCUCGUAGUGAUUCUGCAGCAUUUAUAUUAGGCGGGUGAUGAUAGAGUGAGGCGCGAUUGGGAAAUAGGUAAAGCAUCCUAGGCCUAGGCUAAUUACUAACACAACAACACAUUAAUCCAAAGAAUUCCAAAACAUAUUUUAAAAGUUACCACUAUAAUUAUAAUUACUUGCGCAUCUUUAAAAUUAAAGAUGAAUAUCAACAGCUUAGGCUUAAGGCUUAAGACUUAAGUCUAAAAUUUACUCUAAGUCUAAGUUGAUGUUAAUGAUGGCUCAAACUCAAAUGUCUGCAAACAAUUUUCAAUAUCAAAAUUUUGCUUGAAGUUCAAUGACCAAAGAAGGAUAAAUUUAUGCAGCUUUUUAAAUCCUUAAAUUAACUUUGCCUUUGUUCCUGCCUGGCUGGCAAAAUCUAUAAUAAUCGGCAUCCUUCCGUCUCGUGAGACGAUGGUGCAUCACCGUUGGGUUGGGUUGCAUUUUCUCGAGUGGCUGUGCAGUCCUAUCCUUGAGUGACAGUCUUUACCACAGUUUUUACACACGAGUUCCGUGCUUCUAAAUGUUUUGGCCUUUCUCCUAGCUCUUCUGUCUGCAGCCUCUUCCAUUCUUCGCUCCUCGGCUACCAUGACGCCCUCUUUGACAACUGUGCGCCACGUAGAUCGGUCUUUUGCCUUACACUCCCAGUCACUUGUAUGUAUUUUGGCUGCUUUCAUGUCCCUUUGACAGACAUCUUUAAAUCGCAGACGUGGGCGACCUGUUUUCCUCUUUCUAGCAGCAAGUUCACCAUAUAGGAGGUCUUUCGGAAUGCGGCCGGGACUCAUUCUUUUAACAUGACCUAGCCAUCUCAGGCGUCUUUCACUAAGGAUUGUGAACAUGCUUUGGGUAUUCGCACGCAUUAGGACCUCACUAUUAGUCACUUUUUCUUGCCAUUUAAUACCAAGGAUGCGACGCAGGCAUCUCAUAUGGAAGCUAUUAAGCUUGCGCUCUUGGGAUGUAUAGGUGGUCCAUGUCUCGCUCCCGUAUAGUAGUGUACUGAUGACACAAGCUCGAUAGACGCACAGUUUGGUUUUCUCCGUUAGCUUGGUGUUUUGCCAGACCCGUUUAUUUAGUUUAGCCAUUGUGGCAGCUGCCUUGCCGAUUCUGCUGUUAAUUUCUUCUUCAAUGGACAGUGUAUUGGAGACCUUGGACCCCAAGUAGGUGAAGCUGUCCACAACCUCCAAGUUUUCAUUAUCGAUUUUUAUGUUAGGUGGAGGUCGAGUGUCUUGGGCCAUGAUGUUUGUCUUUUUCAAGCUGAUUUGCAGACCAAAUUCUUUGCAGGCAUUGGAGAAGCUUGACACGAGUUGUUGCAAACCAAUUUCUGUGUGUGCGGUUAGAGCCGCAUCAUCCGCAAAUAGUAGCUCGCGAAUUAGGACAUCUGUCGUUUUGGUCUUGGCUCGGAGGCGGGCAGUGUUGAAAAGUCCUCCAUCAGCUCUGGUGUGUAACCAGAUUCCCUCACUGCUAUCCUUGAAUGCGUAUCGAAGUAGUACAGAGAAGAAUAUUGUGAACAGUGUUGGUGCGAGUACACAACCUUGUUUAACUCCGCUGCUGACUGGAAAGGCUUCUGACUUGGCUCCAUCGAACUGCACUGUACCCUGCAUAUCUUCAGAUGGCUAAUUGACAUUCUAUCAAAUUUUAGCCCCCCCCCCCAAAAUCAGUUUUCCUGUUUUUCAAGGAAAGAAUAAAGGAAAAUUCAAAAUAACUGAGCUAAAUGAGACCCUUAAAAAAUAUUCCAAGUGCGUUUGGUGGGUAAUAUUUUAUUUUGUUUUCCUGAAAUAGUUGUUGAAGUAAAUCUGUGGUGUAAAAGCGGGUGGGUCAUUAGAAUAUUAAUAUAGUUCAGGGGCUGAAAAAGAACAUUGUAUUUUCAAUGUUGUAUUGUCAUCAACUUUGUACUGGUACAAGAAAAACAGUACUCUGUAAGUUAAUGAUUUUAAUUAUAUUUAUUUUUAUUUUGUAAUUUAUUAGUAAUUUAAUAAAACUUAUUAAUUGUAAUUAGCCCUGGAUUGAGUGUCUUAUCUUUUGCUAUUGUAUUUAUCAUAUGGUAUCGUCUUUUGUCAUGUACUGUUUAGAACGAGCCAUAAAUUUUAAAAUAAGAGAUUAAUUUCUCCACACUGAUAACAGUACGUAACAGCCGAGCUUUUGUUGAUCUGUGUACAAUCUGAUGCAAGUGAUAAUUGGUCAGCCAUCGUAUUGUGGGUUUCCCCCCUCACCCCUGCACCUUUGACCUCUACCUUCUAAUGUCUUGAUUUAUCUGCUCUCACCGUCAAACUCGUGCUUGCAGCUUUCUUUUGCAAUCUGAUACACAUGAAAGACAAUCUGAUGCACGUGGUAAUUGAUUAGCCUUCUAACUGAAGGUUUCCCCCACCCAUGUACCACCCAGGCUGAACUCUCUACAAUAUCAAUACUGAAUUAGUAAUUACUUUAUAUAUAUCAAGUUCUUUAUAAUUAUUGAAAUCCACUUUGCUGGCUGUAGCCUUGUAGACAAACAUGUAGAGCACAUCACGAUUGCUGUUUCAGGUGUAGCUGUUUACUGCACGCAUACUCCUUAAGCCUAGCUGAUUGCUGCUUUUAUUUUAACUGUCCCUUUUCUUUAGUUUCAUUUUGCUUUUUUUAAGGUCAUUAGACUUAAAAGUUAGAACAAAAAAGGAGAGGAGAUCUCUUUCAAAAAAACAUUAGGACUUUAUCAAUAACCAGCAGAUAAGGGUGGAGCUUUCAAUGUUAGGAUAAGAAACUCUAUAUUAAGAAAAGCACACAAUUUCUUGCUACAAAUUUUUGCAAAGCUGAAUAAUCUAUUUGCCAUUUUCUUGAAACAAUGGGACUUUUAAAAUUGUACUUUGGUCUUUUUAAAGUCGGCAAGCUACUUCCACCUGAAUCUAAUUUACGACAGCAUCCUCAAUAGGCCAAUCAUUUCUGCUUGCUUUUGCCCUCUUUAACUGAUUUGAAUUUUUUUUUGGUUAGCAUUUCAGUCAUUUGAGAAUUGAGCAUCAUACUUCAAAGACACUAAUUAUCAGGUACUAUCUGGAGGAUCUGGAUUUAUCUAGCAACAAAGCCCACACUUUUUUCUCUGAGACUUUCUACAAAUGUUAAAUAGAUUACUGCAUUGGGAUCACAAUUUUUUAUUGAAUAUAUUGGAAAUUUCCAGCCAUCAAUUAAAUUUACUGAAAUAAUCUCAGAAAUGACAGUGAAAUUCCAAGAAACAUAAAAGUAAAAAAAAAAAACAACAACCUUAGUUGACUAUGAACCUCUAGAUUGCCACAACAUGAAUAUUUAAUAUAUAUAAAACAAUAAGUUUGAUUAAUCCCCACCUAUUUGAGAUUCCUUUCUAUGAGUAAUGGGACAUCUGGUGUAUAUAUUUACCAGUCGCACAUUUUAUGUUGGCUAUUAUUGGAAAUUAUAUGGAGUUUUCAUUGAACCAAAAAAUGUACAAAUAUAUAUUACUAAAAAUCUGCCUCGUUCAUAGUAAUUAUUCAUUUAAAGCACACCUGUUUCAUUGACUCAUAUUAUAUUAUAUUCUGAAUAACUCAGAAAUCAGCACCUACAUCUCAGGCCUCAGCAUCUGACACUGAUGAAGAUGAUCUUCCUGUUAAACCAUCGAAACCUGUUCAGUCUCAAGCUCAAGGCUCAGAUGUACUGGACAGUGCAUUCAAAGUUUUUUCUCCAAGGUAAAAGCUCUUGGUGAAAAUAACUAGGCCAUUGCCCCUCAAUUUAAUGUGUACUGGAAAUUAUUACUUAGCUGCUUAAUGAGGUAGAUGAUAUUUUUUUGCUUUUUGAACUAUUUAAUACACUGGAUGACUUAUAUAAAACUAUAAAAUAGAGAGGAUGACAUUUGUUACAUUUUAAACUAUUUAAAGCGCUACAUAUUUCUUUCCAAGCUGCAUUCAUUUUUUGUGUGUGGAAAUAUUCUGUAUGGUUAGACACAAGAAACAAGUACAUAUCUUUCAUAGUAUGUUAUAUUUAGAAAUACUAUGUCUACACAAGGAAAACAAACACCUGUUCAGCCUCGUGUCUAGAUUUUUAAUGACUAGCCACAAGUAAAAGCACAUGGCCUCUCACAUCUCAAUUCAAGAAGUGCAAGCUUCAAGGCAUUGAAAACAAAGGGAAGCUACUGUGACAAUACAACACUACAACAUCACAACAUAGUAUACCAUAUAUUUACAACAUCACAACCUAGUAUACUAUAUAUUUACAACAUCUCAACAUAGUAUACUAUAUAUUUAUUACUUUUUUAGACAGUCAAAUAUUCUAGAGAUGGUGUCACAUUACAAUGCUUUAAGGUUGAUGGUUUUGUGGGAUAUUCAAAAAAAAAAAGUUACUUUUAUUUAGUGUAAAUUAAAAUGUGUAUUCUGUAUAGCAGUAAGAGUUAUAUUAUGACAUUUUAUCUUAAGGGUCAUAUUAUUUGACAUAUUAUUGUAUGAUUCUGCAGAUGGAGAAAUUGGUUAAUUCGUGGAAUCUUUACUUGGUUGAUGAUUUUCUCCUUUGCUGUGCUCAUAUACCUUGGACCCUUAGCCUUGGUUCUUGUGGUGUGUAUUUAUUUAAGUAAAGAAACAAGAAACAUGAAGCAAAAAAAAUAAACUUGAUAAAUGACCCCUUAAAGCAACACAGUGACCAAAAUCCUGUUUUAAGUGAAAAAUGAAACAAGCAAAAAGGGUGGCGAGUAAAACAAAAUACAAGUAAAUAUGGAAAAGUAAAAAACUUUGCCCAUCCUCAAGUAUUUUCUUUCUUUGAGUCUGAUAACUGAAAUGAAACUAAGAAUUAUGGGUAAGGAAAUAAAACUAGGGUGUCCCAGUGGAUUUCAUGUAAAUAGAAGUGGGGACAAAAAAUGUGUUUUCAUGAAAAAGAAACAAAAAUUGAGUUCAUGCAGUGCAGUUUGAGGGUUCUGAAACAUGUUAUAAUCUAUUCACCAAACAAGUCUUAGCUGGUUGCCUUGUGGAGGAUACAAUAGCCAUAAUUUACAAUCAGUAGCACACUUUUGAUUGCUUAAUUGAAAUGACUGUUUCUCAUGUUCAUGGUAAGCCUUAAGAAAAAAAUGCCAUAAAUGGCAAAACUUGGCAUUCAGUAAAAAAGUUUAUUGAAAAAAUCUAUACAUAAAAAUGUAAAAGUAAGCUCCAAAGAACUAUAUUGCAAAGCUAAUGUUAUAGUUCUUUGGAGCUGACUUUUACAUUUUUGAAAGACUAAGUUUGAUUAAUUCAAGAAGGUUUCAUAGAGUAUGUUUUUGACAUGUUGGAUGUUUUUAUGGGAUUUUAUCAAACUUUUACAGAACUCAUUUAAUAACCAUUUCCUUUAUAGGCUAUUUCGUACAACAAAAAAUGCUGGUCAGUAGGCAUUAACAGAUUCACUCAACUAGAAAGAUGUCAUGCACAAAAAGCCUAUCUUGUACAUUAAUCCUAUUAAGCAUUAUUUAGUCUGCUAAAGAGCUUAGUGGUCACACACCUAAUAACAAGCUGACAUUCUUCAGAAUUAUUUUUGUUUCUAUGCAAACAUUGGCUUCAAUUCAUUCCAGAGAAUUUGACGACAUUCUUAAUUAAAAUAGUUUUUUUUUCUUCUAUCUUAUCAUGUAUCCCCCUCCACCUUUGCUAAUUUCACACUGUCUUUUUUUCAAUGCAACUUUUUUUUUUUUUCAAUUCAAGACGUUUGCCCUGCAAAUAAAAUGUUUUCAUGAAAUCAUCACUAUUGGAUACAUAGUGUAUAGAUCUUAUGACCUGCCAUGGUUCAGAACACUCAGCUGGUAUUUUCUAUUUGCCUCCAAUUUUUUCUUCUUUGGAGAAAGCAUGAUUGGAUAUUUUGGUGUUUUAUUGGCCCGCACGGUGAGUAGUAUUUUCUAACUUUCAUAGUGUCCCUCACAUUAUUUUUUGUCUUGCACUGUCAAAAACUUUUCUUAUCAUAAGUAUUUUUACGUCUAAUUUUCAAAACAGAAUUUGAUCAUUAAAUGUACAUCAACAUAAUUUUAGUGAAUUUUUUAAAGCGGUUAAAAUUAACAUUUUCUAUUUCAUUGAGAUAUUAUUGGUACAGAACUUGUUUGCAAGUUUCGCCCCAAAAAUAAAACAAGUUUUUGAAGUGUAUCUUGUAUUUACUGUUUGCACUUGUAUAAUACAAUUUUUUACAACCAUUUUUUUCCAGGAUUUUCUGAGGCCAUUUAUGACUUACCAUAGAUUCAUAUCCUUCUCACUCUAUACUGCUGGCUUGGUUGGAUUCGUCUGCAGUCUCGUCAAAAAACAUUAUUUAAAACAGUUCACCCUGGUAAGAUGCCCCUAUGUAUUAAUACUAGUCCUUAAAUAAAAGGUUAGAUCCAAUAAUAUGGCAAGCGGCAGAGUCCGUGUAAAGACACUAAAGAUUUAUUCCAUUGCUUUGUCAUGCUGUGUGAAAAGUAGGCUAACCGAUUUAAGUACCGGUACUUAACAAUAAAUAACAAACAAAACUUAAUAUCUUAUAGAAUUACUGUCAAAAAUGUCAACUAUGUUUUUUAACAUUAAUCAUCAGUUUAAAAGUAUAAGAAAUAUUUUUAACAUUUGCUAAUUGCCGUUUGAUUCUUUGGUAUUAUAAAUAGUUCCUAAAAUAACAUUAUAUUUUAAUGUACGCUUGAUUUAUUAUUUAUUUGGAGUGAUGUUGAGAUUAACGUUAUGAGAUUUAUAAUAAAAGACUCAUAAUAGACUUGCAGGUGACAUACAUGUCGACCUGCACGGUUUACCCAUACUUUGUACACUUUUGUAUACGUUUGCAAAGUUGUACAGCCACACAGGCUUUUGUACGGUUUUCGACUGUAUUUAGAAAAUUAAAUUUUUUGUACAAGACAAAUGUAUAAAACUUGUGGAAUUAUAAAUUCAAUGUUGGACAACAAGAAGCUUAAAUCCUAAUGGUCCGUUAAAAAUAACCAGGUUGAGGAUCCGCAGACCAUCUAAAUUUAGAAAGAGCACGGUUUCUUUGAUAUCAUUUGUUAAUACAAAGACGGAGUAGUAUAUGGUAACUACUAUGAGUGGUAAACCAUAAAUACAAAUCCGUUUGUGUAAUUCUUAACAAAUACUGCAGUGGUAUUAUUGUCAUUAAAUUUAUUUAAUUUUACUAUCAAUCAACUAAGUAUCUAGCAUUAGACAUUAUACUAAAUUUAUUUAAUUUUGCUAUCAAUCAACUAAGUAUCUAGCUUUAGCAUUAGCCAUUAUGUUAAAUUUAAUUAAUUUUACUAUCAAUCAACCAAGCAUUAUACAUUAUUCCUAUGUAUUACAAAGUUACUUAGACCGAAAUCAGAGAGUAUUGUAGGAAACUUCCAAUAAACACUUUACAUAGCGCAAAGAAUGACAAAAAACAUAAAACAGUCUACUUCUAACCAUAUGCCAUUUGCCUCUGGUACAGAGUACAGUGACAUAUGAGACUAUAAGUUUUCAUUUUAACAAGAGGGAUGAAGUUUAUUUUGCUUCAUUAAUUUAAAAAACAGGAAUCCGUAUUACUACAAAAUGUAUAUUUAACCUAAGAAUUAUGUCUAAUUACAUCUCAAUUGCUAUCAAAUUCAUCGUCUGAGUCUACUUAUAAUCAAAUUGGUAUUGUCUUGUAAAAACUCAAAAUUUUAAAAAAUCUAAUUUAAAACAAGCCACUUUCAUUUAAAAGAUGUGAUACCUCAAUUUAUGAAGGAUGUCACCUAGUUUAAAAGAGUGUGCAGCAAAAGGGGAGAUUAUUCUUUUUUUUAUUCAAGCCUUCAUAACAUUGAUAUAAAUGCUGAAACUGAAACUGAAAUGAUACAUCAUACUUUUUUUUGACUUCUCAUUUUAUUUUUUUUCUAUUCAGUUUUUAAAAAAAAUUCUUUGUAGAGCUUUUCCUGCCAUAGAUUGGCAUGUAUGUGGUUAGGGUUGUGGUUUGUACUUGGCUUCUCUAGAUUCACAGCUUGUAACAUUUCAAACCUAAGAAAGUUGAUUGCACUACAUGCUGACUUUAAAGCCUUAUCUAUUUUUAGUUUGGAUGGACUCAUGUGACCCUGUUGCUAGUGGUUACUCAAUCACAUUUCAUUGUUCAAAAUGUGCUGGAGGGACUUAUUUGGUAAGAUAUGGAUAUAUUAAGCAGAGAGGAAGAAAAAGAAACAUCUAAGAUUCUAGCCGUCUUAUUCCUGCCCAAGCCCUUAUUUUUACCAUAUAAUUCUUGAGCACUGUAAAAAUUAGUUUUCAAACUCAACUAAACAAAAUCUUUAAUCUUCACCAAUAUUCUUUUGAACAAAUUUCCUACUAAAGAUAAUGUCAUCUUAGAGCACAGUUUGAAGCACAAAUCUGAAGGUCUCAAAAUACGCCUUUAUUUAAAUUUGUCUAUAAAUAAUUGUCACAUAAAAUGCAUUUUUCACUCUGCUCAGGGUCCUUGUUCCAGUAUCCAUGAUAAUUUGCAACGAUAUCAUGGCAUAUAUGUUUGGCUUUUUUUUUGGCCGAACUCCACUCAUCAAGCUAUCACCAAAAAAGACCUGGGAAGGUUUCAUAGGUGGCGCUUUUUCUACAAUCAUCUUUGGAAUUAUUGUAAGUUGACUGCAUCUAAACAGAUUAAAGAUAUGUACUGCCUGAGUUUAUGAUUAAAUAUAUUUGAUUAUAGCUUUGUACUGACUGAGUUCAUUAUUAACUGUAUUUGAUUAUAGCUUUGUACUGACUGAGUUCAUUAUUAACUGUAUUUGAUUAUAGCUUUGUACUGACUGAGUUCACUAUUAACUGUAUUUGAUUAUAGCUUUGUACUGACCGAGUUCAUGAUAAUUGUAUUUAAUUAUAGUUUUAUUCUUAUUUAAAUAUGAAUGUAUAGAUAAAUAUUUAGUUAAGUGUUAGAUAUAUUCAUCUCUAAAUGUGUAAUAAGUAUUUAGUUUAGUGUUAGAUAUAUUCAACUGAAUGUGUAUAUAAGUAUAUAGUUUAGUGUUAGUUAUAUUCAUCUGAUCUGAUAUGCAUUUGUUCUAUUUUCACAGUUGUCAUAUUUCCUUGUGCAAUACGACUACUUUGUUUGCCCGGUGUCCUACGAUGACUCCAAGGAUUCUCUCUCAAUGGAGUGUGAGCGAUCUCAUGUUUUUCUCAUCUUCCAGUACAAUUUACCAGAGACAAUAAGGGCAUUCUUCAAGUUGGUGAGUACAGGUUGUAAGCUCUCUCUUUUUGUUUUAAUCAGGGUACUCACAUUCUGACCUUGGAUUGGCCUAUGACGCAGUCUGACCUUGGUCUGGCUUAUGGCACAGUCUGACCUUGGUCUGGCUUAUGGCACAGUCUGACCUUGGUCUGGCUUAUGGCACAGUCUGACCUUGGUCUGGCUUAUGGCACAGUCUGACCUUGGUCUGGCUUAUGGCACAGUCUGACCUUGGUCUGGCUUAUGGCACAGUCUGACCUUGGUCUGGCUUAUGGCACACUCUGACCUUGGUCUGGCUUAUGGCACAGUCUGACCUUGGUCUGGGUUAUGGCACAGUCUGACCUUGGUCUGGCUUAUGGCACACUCUGACCUUGGUCUGGCUUAUGGCACAGUCUGACCUUGGUCUGGGUUAUGGCACAGUCUGACCUUUCUUUAUUAAAGACUAUCUUUCCACUCACAAAUCUUGUCUGUUUGUAGCAUCCAACUUAGUUGUCGCAUGUGAUCUUCACACCAAGCUUUGAUGGCUUCUGACUCAGGUUCACUUGUAAGGUCAAGGUCGCAUCUGAGUUACUGACAUAGAUUGAGAGUAUACCUGAUUUUUCUUUUUUGGGGAGGGGGGAGUUUGUUGAGUGAUGGGGAAGAAAGAAAAUUAGAUUUGAAAAAACCCAAGCUCAUACCCCUUAGCAUCCAUUGAGCAUCUGUCCUGACUGAAGGACGGGGGAAUGAGUGGGGGCCAGGCAUUUGAGAUGAGGGGAUUGAGGAGGGGCCAGGCAUUUGAGAUGAGAGGAUUGAGGAGGGGCAGGCAUUUGAGAUGAGAGGAUUGAGGACGGGGCCAGGCAUUUGAGAUGAGAGGAUUGAGCAAGGGCCAGGCAUUUGAGAUGAGGGGAUUGAGGAGAUGCCAGGCAUUUGAGCUAUUAGACUCUGAUCAACAGACGGCAAGGGACUAGAGACAUAAAAGGCUUCAGUCAUAAAAUUCAACUUUUAGUUCUCUGCCUAGAUAAUAAGUUAAGUCAAUUUAACUAGUAUUUUGUAAGCAUUGGUUGUUUUUGAUAAUUUAAAGAUUAAAACUUGUAUACUAAAAUGUAGAAAAUAAAAUAUCAUAUUAAAAAUGUUGUUAAAAAAGACUGUCCUUUAAAGAUGAGUUUAAACUCACUAAAAAGUAGACAAUAAUUGUAAAUUUUUUAAAUUGCAGUACACCAAGAAAAUGUGCUGAAAAAUAUCUUCAAAAAUGUUAAAAGAAAAAACCAAAUAUUAAGUUCCUUCUACAAUUAAUUCAAAUGCUUUGGCUUCACAGAGUGCCUUACUACCCUUUGUGUAAUGAAAUUUAAGAAGUUUAAAAUAAUUUUCUACUUUUUAGUGUAUUUAAACUUGUCUUAAAAAGAAAGUCUUUUUAUAAAAAGUUAUUUUAUACUUCUUUUUAUCAUAUUGAUUGUAUUAUUGGCAAAAAUUGACAGCCAUUGGUAUACUUAUUUGGGUCAACUUUGUUUUAUAAGCAAAUAGUGGAGUCCAACAAGUGGGGUGGUCGACGACGUAUCAGCAGAUCAUACAAGAUUUUAUCAUUUUCUUUAGAUUCAUUUCUCCUAUUGUAGAAAACAAUGUUUUGAAAAGUAAUAAACAAAAGUCAAUACAGAGCGCGUGCUAAUUUGAGGUGUGUGAAAUCUGGCCAACUUUAUGUCCUCCUUUUGCAGCGGCCAUGACAGACUAUCAAAGUACCUAUGUGGUAUAGUGUAAAUUGUUAGGCUAUCAAAGUACCUACAUGGUACAGCAUAGAUGGUGAGGCUAUCAUAGUACCUAUGUGUUAUAGUGUAGAUUGUCAGGCUAUCAAAGUACCUACAUGGUAUAGUGUUGAUUGUCAGGCUAUGAAAGUAACUGUGGUAUAGUGUAGAUCGUCGGGCUAUCAAAGUACCUACAUGGUAUAGUGUAGAUUUUCAGGCUAUCAAAGUACCUACAUGGUAUAGCGUAAAUUGUAAAGGUCCAUGCUCAAUAUAUUCACCAUGUAUACUGGUAUACUAGUAUUUGUGCUUUAAAUAAUACUGUAUGUUAAUUAGUUUAAAAGUCUUUUUGCUUACACUAUAAUUAUUUUAAAACAAUAUAAAACAUUUUCUUUAGUAUUGCUUCUAGUGGCAUAAUAUUUUAUGGGGUCCGCACAUGAGAAAAGAACUGUUGAACGAGUAUUUUCAGUAGCAAUGUCUGUGUUACAGACUAGCACAGUCUGUAAUGGACUAGCAAUGUCUGUGUAAUGGACUAGCAAUGUCUGUGUAAUGGACUAGCAAUGUCUGUGUAAUGGACUAGCAAUGUCUGUGUAAUAGACUAACAAUGUCUGUGUAAUGGACUAGCAAUGUCUGUGUAAUGGACUAGCAAUGUCUGAGUAAUGGACUAGCAAUGUCUGUGUAAUGGACUAGCAAUGACUGUGUAAUGGACUAUAUCUAUGACGGAGAAAUCCCCAGGGUAAACAUUAACAAACACCCGAUCAUCUAAACAUUUCCAUUGAAGCAAGUCAAUCACAUGUGAUACUUUCUUCAAUGUUUGUGUAUCUGUUUCUUGUUGAUAUUAAGUCAAUGACAUGUAAUACUUUUUAAUACUUUUAAAAAAUUUUUCUUAUGAAUUAAAUUAAGUUUUCUUUAUUUAUAAAUAUUUGUUUAAUUUUUUUUUCUUUUCACAUCUAAAAUAUGUGAAAGCUUGUAUUGAAAAUAUAUUCAUUGGAUAGAUGAUUUGUUUGUCUUCGGUUUCUAGUUGGGCAUCCAGAAAACCACAGUCAGCAUGUACCCAUUCAUUCUUCACUCCAUUGCUAUGUCAGUAUUUGCAUCUGUCAUCGGCCCUUUUGGUGGUUUCUUUGCCAGUGGUUUCAAGCGAGCUUUUAAAAUAAAGGUUGGUUUCUCUAUAACAUUUUUUUUCUUUUAUAAAUGAUCUUCUUUACCACCCUUUCAUUUAACCCUAAGCUGAAGAAGGUUAUUUAACAUAACCUGAAGAAGGUUAUUUAACAUAACCUGAACAAGGUUAUUUAACAUACGCUGAAGAAGGUUUAGUUUAUUUGCUGUGGUUAGGCUCCCAUGUUUCUAUAGGUUCAUGGCAUCCUUGGAGAUAAAAACAGCAUGGCUUCCUAGACUUAUAUAUCGCAUGACAUUGGAUUGAUGGAUUGAUUGAUUGAAUAUUUAUAUAUCACUGGUAUCCAAACUAUUUAUCAAACUAUGAUCAGACCAGUUGAAACUUGGACCCUGACAUAAACAGCAGAAAACCUAUUAAACACAGGGGAAAGGAAAUAAAAUAUAUGGAGCAACAAAGGAUGAAUAUGGAUGGAGAAUACGAACCAAACAGGAAUUGUGCAGUCUAUAUCAGGAUCCCAUGAUAGUAGCAGAAAUAAAAAGAGGAAGGCUGCGCUGGGCUGGACACUUAGAGAGAAUGCCAAAUGACAGAGGAACGAAGAGGGUGCAUCACCAAUACCCCAGAGGAAAAAGGCUCAAAGGCAGACCUUGGCUUAGGUGGAUGGAUGAUGUGGAAAAAGAUCUACAGCAGCUGAAAGUCCAAGCAUGGAAAAGAAAGGCAUUAGUUAGGUCUAAGUGGAAGGAAGUGGUGAGGCAGGCAAAAACCCUACAUGGGCUGUAGCGCCACAGGGAUGGAUGGAUGAAUGAUGGUAUCCGUGCUACUUUAGCAUGCUCACUGCGCUCUGGUUUUCUUAAAUCUAUUUAAAUAGAAAAGUUUUUAAAUGUUUCUUAAAUGAUUUUUUAUCAUUUUGAAUUCCCCUCAAAGAUUGAGGCAAACUGUUCCAUAAUUUUGGCGCUAUCGCUUCAAAAGAGCACACUUUGUAACACUUUUUUCUGUGUUCCUCUACAUUGGGAAUUUUCAGUAAGGACUGUGUUGAGGAGCACAAGUUCAUUAAGGAUACUUGUUUAUAAAUCAGUUCUUUAAGAUAUUCUGGUGCAGAGCCUUCUAUGCAGCUGUAUGCCAGGAACAGAAUUUUGUAAUUAAUGCACUCACUCAAAGGAACCCAACGGAGAUCUCAUAGAACUGGGGUGAUGUGGUCAGAUUUCUUUAUCCGCGAUACAAGGCGUGCUGCACUAUUUUGUACCUUCUGGAGUCUCUGAAUUUGGUUCUGGGGUAAACCCCACAAACAACUGUUAAAGUAAUCUAAUCUUGACUGGAUUAGAGUUACCGCUACAACAUUGGCUGUUCUCUUAUUGGGUUGAGGAUGCAGCUGACUCAGGGCGCCUUGAUGACAGAAGUAAGCCCUCUGCCAGAACUGAUAUGGGGAAUCAUUCUAAGUUUACUGUCAAUAUAAAAGCCAAGGUCUCUGACAGUGGGACAACAGGAUCUCUGAUUCACCAACUUUUAGUGAUGCAACAGCAACUUUCCCAAGAUUGGCUUCUGUCACCAUUGAGUCAGUUUAAACUGUCAGUUCUAGUUUUUAGCACUAGUAAUGACCUCUCAUAGUCUGCAGUGCUUCAAAUCCUUUUAUUAGUUAUCAGUUCAAUGCUAGAUACUAAGAUGUAGUAAAUAUAUGCCUGAAAAAAUCAAAUGUAGAUUUAGGUUAUACAUGCCUAUGAUAAAAUAUAGGUUUAUUCCAUGCGUGCCUUAAAAUCAGGAGUCUCAAACUCAUGGGCCAUUUGCGGCCCGCGAGGCGAUAUUUUGCGGCCCGCUACAUAACAGCAAAGUGUAAUGCUCUGCGGCCUGCGCGUUUUCCCUAUAUUAAUCUAUGUAAUGUGACCCUCCACGACUGUUUGAGUUGCAUCUCACCAACUAGUCUAAAUCUGAUUUUUGUAUGAUGUUUGUAUCCAUUUGGACGUUGAUUAUGAUGGUAAAAACCAUCAGACUUAAGGGUUUUAUUUUAUAGCAUUUUAUGAGAAAACUUGACCAAAGUGUGGUUUUGUCAAAAGUUUAAAAAGUUAGUUAGUGGGUAGGCUACUUAUCUGUGUGAAAAGCUCUUUUCCACGAUUAACUUUAACAAGUCAAAGUUAAUUGCCAAACUUACUGAUGAGCAUCUUCAAGCUACACUGAGGGUCACAGUUGCUUCCUCACUUAAGCCAAAUGUUGCUCAGCUGUGUAAGAAGAAGCGCUGCCAAGUCUCUGUCAACGAGCAGUAGGAGGAAGAAAGUCCAGCCUAGUUCUAGAGAACCCUUAAUGUUUUUAUUUGCUAUUAAUAAAGGUUAAGUGGAUUGUAACCGUUGUACUUUAUUGAAUUUGUAAUCGCUUUUUGUGUGGUAUGCUUAAUGCGGCCCAGUCUCACUCAGACUCUACCUCCUGCGGCCCCCGGAUGAUUUGAGGUUGAGACCCCUGCUUAAAAUAAAAUAUAGAUUUAGGUUUAGUCCAUAAAUGCCUUAAAAUAAAGUCUAGGCUUAGUGCAUAUGUACCUUAAAAUAAAUUGUAGGUUUAGUACAUGCAGGCAAAAUAAAAUGUAGGUUUAGGUUUAGCCCAUACAUUCCUUAAAAUAAAAUAUAGGUUUAGUCCAUCCAUGCCAGGUGAUGUUUUUCCAAAUUGUAUUCCUGGUCUUGAAGUUUUAUCAUGGCAGCCACAAUAUUGUUGAUCAUCUCUGACUAUUAAUGAUUUAGUGAUAAAAAUCAUCUAUGAAUAAUCUCAGGAAGUUGGAAUCAUUAUUAGCUUGAAGGUGUCUGAGUCAGUGAUAAAAUAUAAGCAAUCCUUGUAUCUUAAACAAUAAAAUAAUACAUAUAAGUAUUCUUUGAAAGCUCUAUCAACUUAAACUAGUUAGUAUUAUGAUAUUCUCAACACUGAUAUUAGUUUGAUAAUUUAGAUUUAUUAAUGGAAACAAAACCAAGAGGACAUACAAGUGAUUGUGUUUGAUAACACAGGUCUUAAUGAGGUUUUUGAUAACACAGGACUUAAUGGGAUGUUUGAUAACACAGGACUUAAUGGGAUGUUUGAUAACACAGGACUUAAUGGGAUGUUUGAUAACACAGGACUUAAUGGGAUGUUUGAUAACACAGGACUUAAUGGGAUGUUUGAUGACACAGUUCUUAAACACAUGUUGCAUUUAGAUCUGUAAGACUGUCAUUAAUAUGUGUGUCAUUUGUUUAAAACUAGGAUUUCGGGGACACUAUUCCUGGACAUGGCGGCAUCAUGGAUCGCUUUGACUGCCAGUUCCUAAUGGCCACUUUUGUUCAUGUUUACUAUUCAAGCUUCAUCAAGUAAGUCAUUUCAAUAUCCAACAUGGACAUUGAAUCAUAAACCAAUCUAACUUGAAUUAGAUUAAGCAUUUGUAUAGAAACAAUUUCACACUAUCUUUGUGCAUAAUCAUUGGAAAUUAUUUUUUAAAUCUUUGCUUUUAUUUUUAUUAUUAAAUUUUAAAAAAAACUAAUACCUUUUAAAAAGACUAUUGAUUAAAGGAUUUAAAAUAAAACAUCACUAUUUUAAAAAGUCAAUCAAUAUAGUUAUCAUUUUGUAAGAAAAUAAAUAUUACAGUGUGCAUUUCUAAAUUCAAACUCACUGGCUAUGGUGUUUUUUAUUGUAUCAAUUUAACCAAUUCUGGUUGGCACUGGUCUACUUUGCUGUAGCUAUUUGAUCCUUCCAAAGAAUAGUCCUGGUAGUGCCUUGAAGCUGGACAUGACUUUAGAAAGAUAAUUGGAACAUUAUAUUGCCGUCAUGUAAAAGUGUUGAUUAUACAAUAGUAGAAAAGUGGAUACUUAAUUUCUGAGGCCAGUAAAUACCUUACAUUAUUCCAGUUGGCCAAAUGGUAUUGUUUUCUGGCUCUUGAUGGCAAGCUCUGUUAGUACCAGAUAUACACUUAUGUCAUACACUUGUAUCUAUCGGUACCAGAUAUAAUAAUAAACAACUAUUCCAAUAGAUUAAAAAUACUAUUUAUUGGCCCACAGAUUGAAAUAAGUUUUUAUUAUUUGAUUGAAUGAACAUUGUUGAUUGAAAAGAAAAACACAGUUUGAAAAUAAAAAGGUAAAAAAAAAAAUUCCCACUUGAAUGUUUUGUUUCAGAGUUCUGAAUCCACAAAAUAUAGUGCAGACCGUGUUGAUGUUGAAACCUGAACAACAGAUUCAAGUGUUUGCCAUGUUACGAGACAAGUUAACACAGAGAGGACUCAUUGACAACUCCACAAUGUCAUCUUAAGAAGCCGGCUUGGUGUUAAGUGUUGAUUGUAUGUUCAUUUCAUUUGUUUCCACGGUGGAUAUAUUCUCAUAGUUUAUUCAUUUAUUUAUUCCACGGAUUAGUUUUUCGCGCCCAUUUCUGCAUAAAGAAACUAUCUAAGAGUGAAAAAAUAUAUAUUUUGGUGCAAACAUUAUUUCCCUUUGAUGAUGAAUAUAUUUUUCUUUUACAUUUUUUAAUUAGUUUGAAAUAUUUGCUUCUCAUACUUGUCCUAAAUGUUGGAUAUAAUAAGGACUUAUAUAAUAUAUCUGUAUAUCUGUGUGUAGAUAAUCUGAAUAUAAUGGUUUUUGUUAGAUGUUACAACUAUUUUUAUUGUUUUAUUAAUGAAUAAUUGUUGUGUAAUAAUUAAGUCAUGAUUAAAUUAUUAUUUCUUUACACUGUAGAUAAUAGGUACAGAUUUUUACAUUUGAAACUUAUGUUGUUUUAAAAGCCAAUUAAGAAAUAUUGCCACAAAUGAAGCACUUAAAUAAAGUGUAUUGAAACCUUCCAAAAAGAACUCCAGUUCAUAAAGUAUGGAAAUACAAUUUUUAUAAUAAAAAGUGUAAGGUGGGAUAAUUGUUAACAAAUCUAAUGCCUUGAUGAUUGUCAUGGCUACCACUGACGAUGCCAGGUAAUAAUGGUACCAUCAUGAUGUCACCACUGAUGCCAGAUACUAACUAGUGGUACUGUCAUGAUGUCACCACUUAUGUCAGAUACUAACUAGUGGUACUGUCAUGAUGUCACCACUGAUGCCAGAUGCUAACUAGUGGUACCAUCAUGAUGGCAUAAAUAUUAGUCAUAGAUUCUUUGUGUUAGAAGCUAGUAAACUUAUGGCUUUUUCAUCCCCUUUUUUUAAAACGUUUCCCACUUUUAAACUGCAAUGGGUUUUCCCUAUCAAGAAUGGCUAUUACUUGAUAUACAGAAAAUUUUACCAUUGUCCAACAGAGCCCAAACAUAAAUGUUAACUCAACCUAGUUGUUUAUAUUUCUUUAAUAGUUGUUCAAAAUAUCUUCUCCCACCAAGAAAACAUUAUCAUAAUGGCUCAUACUAAGUUAUCCUUGCUUAGAAUUGAAAAGACACAUGCCUGGAAUAUUUGUUAAAGAUAACAUUGGGAGGAAAGCUGGUUUUUAUUGGAAAGUACUAAGGUUGACUUGUCCUAAUAUUAAGGGACCCUUGUACUGUAGUCAAUGUAAUAUUUGACCAUGUCAUUAUCAACUAAAGCUUCAUUGUAAGGGGCGAAUCAAUUAUUAUUACAAUGAGAGAAUCAAUUUAUUAUUCCAGUUUCAAUGUCCGAACUAUAUACAUUUUUAUUCUUUUAAAUUAUUUGUUGACGUGAUUAUUAGCAGUUGAUAAAUACCAUUUGUAUUAAAAUUACAUGUUUUUAAAAAAACAAGCCAUAAUAGAAUUAACAUUUUUAGUUUUUAAAUAUGUUGCUUUUCUUUUUUACCAUCUGCAAUAGAUAUGUAUGUCACAUACUACAGAUAUGUUUGUGAUCUCCUAUAGAUAUGUUUGUCACAUACCUUACACAUUUCUGGAAAUAAGUCAAGAUAUAUAGACUAUUAUGUUUUAAAAAAUGUCACAUUAAAAACAUGUUUAUGUCAUCUGAGAAGACAUCAUUUGUAACUUGGACUGUAAGAGCUUUUUGUUUGUUUU
Messenger RNA from Lymnaea stagnalis (great pond snail), 18383 nucleotides. The record is from the annotation of a GenBank genome assembly. NCBI's taxonomy places the organism in Eukaryota, Metazoa, Mollusca, Gastropoda, Lymnaeidae.